UUUAAAUGCCUGAACUGCUGGAAGUGCUAUAAAAGUUCCCAGGAACUGGUGUCCCAUCAACGUGUUCACACUGACGAGAGACCAUUCGGCUGCUCUCACUGUGCGACUAGGUUCAAGCAAUCAUCUGACCUCACUAAACACCAGCGAGUUCACACUGGGGAGAGGUCGUUCACCUGCACCAGAUGUGGGAAGGGAUUUGUUCACUCCUCCAACCUGCGAAGACACCAGCGAGUUCACACAGGGGAGAGACCUUUUAAAUGCUCGGAUUGCGGGAAGUGCUAUAAAAGUUCAGGAGAACUGAUGUCCCAUCAACGUGUUCACACUGAUGAGAGACCGUUCAGGUGUUCUCACUGUGGGACUGGGUUCAGGCAAUCAUCUACCCUGCUGAGACACCAGCGAGUUCACACUGGGGAGAGGCCGUUCACCUGCUCCAGGUGUGGUAAGGGAUUUUCUCACUCCUCCAACCUACUGAUACACCAGCGAGUUCACACUGGGGAGAGACCUUUUAUAUGCCCAGAUUGUGGGAAGUGCUAUAAAAGUUCUGGGGAACUGAUGUCCCAUCAACGUGUUCACACUGAGGAGAGACCGUUCAGGUGCUCUCACUGCGGGACUGGGUUCAGGCGAUCAGCUGACCUCACUGUACAUCAGUGCACUCACACUGGGGAGAGGCCGUUCACCUGCUUUGAGUGUGGGAAGGGAUUCACUACCUCAUCCCACCUGCUAAUACACCAGCAAAUUCACACUGGGGAGAGGCCAUUCACCUGCUCCGACUGUGGGAAGAGAUUCACUCAGAUAUCCCACCUGCUGACACACCAGCGAGUUCAUACUAGGGAGAGGCCAUUUAUCUGCUCCGAGUGUGGGAAAGGAUUCACUACCUCAUCAGAAUUGCUGACACACCGGCGCACUCACACUGGGGAGAGGCCAUUUACCUGCUCCGAGUGCAGGAAGGGAUUUACUUGUUUAUCCCACAUGCUGACUCACCAGCGAAUUCACACUGGGGAGAGGCCAUUCAUCUGCUCCAAGUGUGGGAAAGGAUUUGCUCACUCAUCCAACCUGCUGAGACACCAGCGAGUUCAUACUGACAAGUAACUUUUUAAAUGCCCAGACUGUGGGAAGUGCUAUAAAAGAUCAGAGGAACUGAUGUCCCAUCAAUGUGUUCAUACUGACUAGAGACCGUUCAGGAGCUCUCACUCUGAGACUGGGUUCAGGAGGUCAUCAGAUCUCAUUACACACCAGUGAGUUCACACUUGGGAGUGAUCGUUCACCUGUUCCAAGUGUGGGAAUGUAUUCUCUCAGUCAUCCCAACUACUGAGACACCAGCGUGUUCACACUGGGGAACCUGUUCUGUGUGUGGGAAGAAAUUCGGUCGUUUAUUCACUCAGCUGAGUCACCAGCAAGUUUAGAAGUAACGAUGGUGACUAAAUUUUGCUGUUAAUUGCAUCCAGGACUGAAUCAUGUUCAUUGGGUCUGUUUCUGCUGAUAUAAAUAAACUCCAGCCCAGAAACAGGUGUUAAUAUUCUGGACAAAAGUCAAAUAGAUCAGCUUUGCUUUAAACAUAGCGUGUUGACUCUUUUUAAUAUUGCUAACACAAUUGAGUUCUUUUGUAGGGCUCUCGCUCUCCCCUGUCUCCUCCAUCCUCAGCUCCAGCAAAAAGGUGUGAAGAGCUCAUGCAGCUUCCUUGUACUAAGAUUGAGACAAUCUGAUCAGCUGCCUCUGCUGCUUCCCUCUCUUCCACAAACCCAUCAGGCCAAACUGCCUCUGAAGCUGCCCCUUCUCCAAGCCCUGAACCUGCAUCUUUCUCCACCUUUUCACUAUCUACCCUAAUGCCCUCUCAGAGCUCAUCUUGUCCAUGAGACCCACCUCUUCCCUAAAUCCUAUUCCCAUUAAACUGCUGAACACUCCACUUGCCCAUGUUCACUGAUGUUGUUCACAGUUCUCUUUUCUCGGACACGGGGAACAAAAGAACGUCAAAAACAGGAGCAGGAGGAGGCCAUUUGGCCCAUU
This is a messenger RNA of Carcharodon carcharias (great white shark), 2004 nucleotides long. Its product is annotated as zinc finger protein 239-like. NCBI's taxonomy places the organism in Eukaryota, Metazoa, Chordata, Chondrichthyes, Lamniformes, Lamnidae. Gene Ontology annotation, cellular component: nucleus. The record is from RefSeq and is a predicted model, not a curated record. The transcript has a single exon. The annotation marks the transcript as partial.